AGACCGAGCCUCAAGCCAAACGUCAUAAAAAAAAAAGAUUUUGCAGUUAAUCUCAGCUGUCGUAAAACUAGGCAUCUAUUAACAACUUCGGUAGCUUGAGAGAAAAUGUUAGACCCAGUGUUAGAAUUCGGCAUUGACAAAAUUUACCGAAACACGAAUACUUUAAUAAAAUGUUAACUUUGAGUCAGCAGUUGACCAUAAGUGUGAUGUAACUGAAUGGAGAGGAUUAGCUAGCCGUUUGACUGAAUUUGAAAGAGACGAGGAAUGGCAGGCCUUUGGAGAGGCUACCAGGCCUUGAUGACUAAAUACCCCUGGACAGUCCAGAUAGUGACAGCGGGGUCUUUAGUGGGUGUCGGUGAUGUCAUCUCCCAGCAGCUGAUCGAGAGGAGAGGAUUGGCUAACCACAACGUGCAGAGGACGGCUAAGAUGAUGAGCAUUGGUUUCUUCUUUGUGGGCCCUGUCAUCGGCAGCUGGUACAAGGUUUUGGACCGACUGGUUGUUGGAGGAACCAAAAGCGCUGCCAUGAAGAAAAUGCUGGUCGACCAGCUGUGUUUUGCGCCAUGCUUUCUGGGAGCCUUCCUCUGUAUCUCUGGUGCGCUGAACGGACUGACAGUCGAGGAGAACGUCACCAAGCUCAGGAGGGACUACACAGAUGCCCUGAUCUCUAAUUACUAUCUUUGGCCUCCAGUCCAGAUUGCCAAUUUCUACUUCAUUCCUCUGCACCACAGGCUGGCUGUUGUCCAGGUCGUUGCUGUUGCUUGGAACUCCUACCUGACCUGGAAGGCCAAUAAGAUGUGAAGGACGCUCACAAGUCCAGCCUGUGUCGUUCUCGCUGAUGAUUACUUUGCACUCAUUCGUAGUGUGUGUGACAUGGGCGUAACUUACUUUAGGCUACUUAGUCUGCUGGUAUUUCCAAUGUGUAAAGCUGUGACUGAGUCACGCGUAAAGGUCGGGAGAAACGGCUCGUCUACUCCGAGUGACAAAUUCACACUUGAAAGUCAAACUUGCAUUUGCAGAAAUGUCUGUGAAAGUUUAUUAUUUAUGGAAAUGGGAUUUGGCGGUGGUGCUGCAGUGUAUCCACACAUACACACUCAUACAUUAACACCUAUUGCUCACAAAGGAAACUUUUGUAAUCUCUUUGGUGUAUUGACAUCAUUGUUUUUGUACUAUGUGUUGGUUUUUUUUCCAAUAAUGGACUUCUAGUCAGAUAUUUUAAGUGUAUUCCAGAGUUUCUAAUAAUGUGAUUUUAGUUUACAUAGUUGUGUUUUUUACUUUGUCUAAACCUGCCUCAUCUUUUACUUUAUUUUCCUGAAUUUGACAGAUGAAGAGGUCAAACCUCCUGCAGCAUUUACAAAGCUGCAUUACUGGAUUAAAUUUUUCUUUCUUUUAAAAUAAAAUCAGAGUAGUGACGUUUUUCUACAUUCGAGAAGUGUUGCAGCAGAUUUGACAUCUUCAGACUGUCUCCUUUCCUCUGUGAAGUUUGCAAGCAGGUGAGGUUGUGUCAGCUGUCUCUACUUUUCUUUUACAUUUGACAGAUCUCAGGAAAAAGCUGAUAUAAAUGGACAAGAUGCCACAGUUUGUCUUCACUCAGAUUACACCAACUCUUAUCUGCUUUGAGUUUAUUUUGUUGGUCGAGGUUCCUGUGGUUAAAGUACCUAAUCUAACAUCAUGGCUAUGUAAAGAAAGAGCCUUGUUCCUUAUCUUAUAUAGUAAGUUACAACAGUUGCCUCAAAGCGCUUUAUAUUGAAAAGUACAAUAGACCCUACAAUAAUACAGAGAAGAAAUUAUUGUAAAUUGGAUUUAGGUCUGAAUUUAAAAUAAAGUGCAUAGAAUAAACCAUUGUAUAAACGGGAGUUUGUUUCCUCUAGUCUAAAGCAUUUUGAGUGUUCAGUAAGGACAGAAAACUGCUAUGCAAGUGCAAAUACAUUAAUGCAACACCAACAUAACGUGUCAUAAAAGCACGAGUGAGAUCAGUCUUCUCUCUGCAAGGACAGUCAUAUUUACUCAGAUGUCAAACUGUUCCUUUAACAGUCAGUGUCACAUUUUUUCUGUUAAACUGUAGCUGCUGAAGAGUCACCACUAAUCCGCAACAUAACCCAGGAUCAUGCUAGUGCUGCAUUCCCCUUUUUCAGGACAUGAAGAAUCUUUUUCUCCAUAAUGUGCACAUUUUUGAUAUUUAAAGGUCACGUCUGGGGUAAGAGCUAAUAAAGUUUUACACGAGUUGA
Neolamprologus brichardi is the source of this 2225-nucleotide messenger RNA. It is a transcript of the gene mpv17, whose product is annotated as mitochondrial inner membrane protein MPV17. Gene Ontology annotation, molecular function: channel activity. NCBI's taxonomy places the organism in Eukaryota, Metazoa, Chordata, Actinopteri, Cichliformes, Cichlidae. Gene Ontology annotation, cellular component: membrane; cytoplasm; mitochondrion. Gene Ontology annotation, biological process: regulation of mitochondrial DNA metabolic process. The record is from RefSeq and is a predicted model, not a curated record.